Messenger RNA from Drosophila sulfurigaster albostrigata, 1189 nucleotides. RefSeq lists its product as uncharacterized. The transcript has 4 exons. The coding region runs from base 118 to 996 and encodes 292 amino acids. NCBI's taxonomy places the organism in Eukaryota, Metazoa, Arthropoda, Insecta, Diptera, Drosophilidae. The record is from RefSeq and is a predicted model, not a curated record.
GCUGCUGUGUCAAUUCAAACGUUUAACGAGUGCAGAACACAACAGCGACAGCACGCGACAAUCGAUAAUCGCCCAGUACACCACCAAAACAAAAACAUAAAUAAAAUAACUGUGAAAAUGCAUGCCUGCAAAUUGCUGUUGACUUUGCUGCUUGCGCUGCACUGCUUGCAAGGCCUUUUGGCCGCCUGUGUGUGUUCGGAGAAGGGCACGGAUUACUGCCAGAGCUGUCAGGGUCCGACAAUAGUGCGUCCCAAGCCGCGUUACUACGAGCCCAGCGAUGUGAACUUAUCGCCAAUUGGCGAUAACUGCUGGUGCAGCAAGCAACUGAUCGAGCCCGCUCAGUUGCCCAAGACGUGUGGCAAAAAGACGCCAUGCAAACCCACCUGCGGCUGCCAGCAGAGCGACAGCGGCGAUAGUAGCUACACUAGCUGCAGCAGCAGCAGCAGCAGCUCCAGCUCCAGUUAUGAUAACAUUGCGUACGCUGCGGAAAAGUCACAGGACAACAGUCCAGCUGCGGAUCCCAUCAGCGUUGGAUUAGCUGCCCAGGCGGGCAAGGCGAUCAAUGUCCCUGAAGCAAAGUUGGCCUAUGGCUUUGCCCAGAAACCGGUGGAUGGACAGCAGAAGGUCUUCUUCUCCAAUGUGCCCGAGGAGAAUCUGUUCAAGCUGAAGAGCGAAGUGAUUACGCUUAAGAAGCGCACCUAUGCCGCCAAGGAAGAGGAGGAGGAAUACGUUGAGGAGGAGGAACAGGACAGCACCGGCGAUGAUGAUGACGUGCCGCAGCUGACAUACAAACAGUUGGGCUACAUUACCGAACAGUACAAGAAUCCCAAGUUCAAGAAGAUCACCUCCAGCAAAUCAUCAUACUCCAGCAGCAGCGACAGCGAUAGCUACGGCAAAGUGGGCGGCAAGGUGUCCGUCGACUGUGGCUUCAAGCCCGGACGCGUCACCUCGUAUCGCAGUGCACGACGCCAGGAGCUGAUGAGCGAUAGCUAUUAGGAUUAGCUACUUCUCUCUCCCACUGUACAUAAUUGUAAAUGAGUUUAGUUCGUUGAUUAGUUGGAUGGAUGGAUGUAUUAGAAUAAUUGCUUAGCAAAUUCAAUUGUAGACACUUUUGCACCCAAAAUUUUAUUAUAGGAAAAUACAAAUUCACGGCAUAAUCCGUUAAAGAUACCAAACACAAUUUUGUGUG